Messenger RNA from Salvia miltiorrhiza (redroot sage), 1146 nucleotides. RefSeq names its product rhodanese-like/PpiC domain-containing protein 12, chloroplastic. Gene Ontology annotation, molecular function: peptidyl-prolyl cis-trans isomerase activity. The coding region runs from base 143 to 1030 and encodes 295 amino acids. The transcript is spliced from 8 exons. The record is from RefSeq and is a predicted model, not a curated record. NCBI's taxonomy places the organism in Eukaryota, Viridiplantae, Streptophyta, Magnoliopsida, Lamiales, Lamiaceae.
AGUUUUAAAGAUAAUGCUUGUAAGUUCUAAUUCUAAAAAAAUUAGGUGAUUAGAGAAAAUUGAGAACCCCAACCAAUCCCAAAGACAUACUCACUUCUACUUGUGCAACUCCAAAUCGAUCGAAUCAAGAAAAUUGUGAGCAAUGAUAAGAGUUUCAUCCAUUCACCUUUCCCCCUUUGUUAGCCGUUUUCCGCCGCCUAUCUUUUCUCUUCUUCCGGCGCUCAUUCUUCCAUCCUCGCCGCUGCCGCUAUCUCACCGGAGAACCGCCCACUCCUCGCCCAUUGAUCGUCGCAAUUCUCUGUUUUUUAGCUCUAAGUUCAUUCGGUUUCCGGGAAUGUCCGCUCCUAAGCGCAAUCUCAUUGCCACAGCUUCACUCAGCACCUCGAGCAGCUCUGAAGCUGGGAGAGAGAUUUUAGUGCAGCAUUUGCUUGUCAAAGAAGAAGACCAGAAGCUGUUGCUUGAGCUACAGAAAAGAGCUGCUGAGGGAGAGGACUUGAGUGACUUGGCUGUAGAACACUCGAUAUGCCCAUCAAAAGAGGAAGGAGGUAUGCUCGGUUGGGUGACAAAGGGGCAGAUGGUGCCAGAAUUUGAGGAGGCUGCAUUUAAUGCUCCUUUAAAUAAAAUUGUGAGGUGCAAGACUAAAUUCGGGUGGCAUUUAUUGCAAGUACUGUCUGAAAGAGAAGAAUCAAUGCUUGCAGACAUUCAGCCUAGUGAACUCCACGAGAAAAUGCAAGAUCCAUCUUUUCUUGAAGAGGCACAGCUGAUUGACGUUAGAGAACCAGAUGAAGUGUCCAUAGCCUCGUUGCCGGGUUUCAAAGUUCUUCCACUUCGCCAGUUUGGAAGUUGGGGACCAGAAGUUGCAACAAAGUUUGAUCCAGAAAAGGAUACCUAUGUUAUGUGUCAUCAUGGUGUCCGGUCAAUGCAAGUUGCUCAAUGGUUGCAAACACAGGGAUUCAAGAGAGUAUUCAAUGUGACGGGAGGCAUUCAUGGAUACGCUGUAAAAGUGGACUCAUCCAUUCCUACUUACUGAUAACUUCGCGUCAUUAUUUCCUAGAACAAUAAUAGGUUGUUAACUAUUCAGAAAUUUAACAGUGAACUCCAGAUUUUGAUUCCGACUUAAAAUCUUCAUUGCUUUUUGUGGCAUCA